This is a messenger RNA of Centruroides sculpturatus (bark scorpion), 3070 nucleotides long. RefSeq names its product leucine-rich repeat-containing protein 24-like. The transcript is spliced from 2 exons. Lineage: Eukaryota; Metazoa; Arthropoda; Arachnida; Scorpiones; Buthidae. The record is from RefSeq and is a predicted model, not a curated record. Gene Ontology annotation, molecular function: protein binding. The coding region runs from base 194 to 2116 and encodes 640 amino acids.
UACAAGAAUUUUAAUUUUAAUUCAAUAGAUUUGCCUUUAGAUGAGGCUGACAGCUUUGAUAAUCUCUCUCGGUUUUUCCGAGGAUUCCGGUGAGUGGAAUGGAGAAAAAUAUGAGACUACGCAUUUCCUCAAGCACCGAAUAUUGGUGUUGUGACAGAAUGUAGUGCUAUUACCUAGACUGGGUCUCCCAGAUAUGACAGGCUGGCUGCCUGUCAAUCAUCUUAGUUGGAUGACUGUGACCUGCGUGAUACUAACGUUGACAGUGAGUAGCAGCGGGUUUCCUUGCCACCCAAAAUGCAACUGUAUAUGGAGAAAUGGCAAACAAACGGCUGAAUGUCCUAAUCUAGGUUUUGAUAGACUACCCAUGGGACUUGACCCAGGUGUGCAAGUCCUUUAUUUAUCCCGCAAUAAUCUCACCUUUCUACCACCCAAUGGAUUUUUAGCUGCAGGCCUUGUUAAUCUUCAGAGAUUAUAUUUAUCUCGUUGUGGUAUAGAAAUUGUGGAUGAAUAUGCUCUGUACAGAAUAACGAAUUUGAUAGAACUUGACCUCAGCGAAAACCUAUUGCUUCACGUGCCGUCCGUUGCAUUCAACCAUGUGCCCCUACUCCGUCAUCUUUUAUUAAACAGCAACCCCAUUUCUUUCAUUCCGGCUCAAGCAUUUAUUGACCUGAAAGCUCUGACUAUUCUCGAAAUGAGCAACUGCAAGCUGGAAAGUAUUGCUGCGAGAGCUUUUGAAGGUUUAGAAAAAUUAGAAGUUUUGAAAUUAGAUGGCAAUAAUCUCGAAAAUGUUCAUGGUAAAACAAUGCUCCCUCUCGUUUCGCUUCACGGAAUUACUAUCGAUGGUAAUCCGUGGAGAUGUGAUUGUGACCUUAGAAGUCUUCGAUUAUGGUUGGACACUAAUAAUGUGCCAUAUAUCCCUCCUAUUUGUUACAGACCAGUUAGAUUAAAGGGUAGAAGCUGGAGGCAAGUGACUGCUGCCGAAUAUGCUUGUCCUCCCGUAUUCCUCAAUACUACUAGUGCUCGUAAUGUUCUUGAAGGAGAUAAUGUUACAUUGGAAUGCAGAUUAGGAGGAGAUCCAUUACCGGACAUUCAUUGGCUCUGGAAAGGAAGGGUGCUAACAAACAAUUCCGAGCCAAGUUUGUUUAUCUCAAUUUCGCGAGGAGAACGAGAAAAAGUGUCUAGGUUAUUGGUGAUAUCAGUGCACGAUCCUUAUGCUGGAUACUACACGUGUAUAGCUGAAAAUAUAGCAGGGUUGGCUGCAAAAAAUUUUACCAUUAUGAUAACUAGGAAAAAAGUCACUGGAGUUAACGUGAUAGAAGAAGAAAAGACACAGGAAGUUAAAGAAGAAGAAACUCCAAAAGAAGAUACUGGUCCUGUAGCAGGUCUUAUAGUUGGCGUUGUAUUAGGUGCAUUGUUAAUAAUAAUCUGUAUAGCUGUUGGUAUGUACAUAUGUAGAAGACCUCCACCGAUUGGAAAGCGGCUAGAAGUCAAUCACAAAUUGGCUAACUCAGUUAGUCCCGCUACUCCUCAUGUUUCUACAGAGGAUAUGGAUCUUCAGUUAUUAGGAAUUUCACCGCUGCAAAAACCUCCGAGAGGAUACGAAGGCCUUCCUACAUCUGAAGUAGAUAGGCAAGAAGCAUCGAGUGUUAAUGAUAGAACUACUCCCCGUGUUUGGUUAAUGAAAGAAACAAUAUCAAGCGAAAUGAGCGGUGAAACGUAUUCUAGUCCUUCACCAGAGGAAGAAAUUAGAACUGUGCCUGUGCCAGUUCUUCCCGAAAUUCUUCAUGUUAGACUUCACGGUGAACUUAUGGACACAUUAAAAAAGAAAGCCGAUAAAAAGAUCCUCGAACGAGAAAGAGGAGACGGUUCUUCAGAAAUGGAAGUAACCGAUCACGAAUGCAACAAAAUUGAACUUUCUGACGACGGACAACCGAGUAAAGAAACUUCAGAAGAAAGUGGAAGGGAUGAUUCUUCCUCUCCUACAAGUACUAUCACUUCAGAUAGUCAGGAAAGAGCGAGUAAAGUAGAAGGACUAUCACGGGACCGUCCUGCAACAUUUCAGAGGACAGCUGGAGUGUCUUGUGGUUGUGACAGAAACGGUGCCAUACACGUUUGAAAUGUUCUUGUGUAUGUAAUUGUGUUAUUGAUAAUGUAAGACGAAUUUUAGUACAGGUAUAUAUAAUUUAUUAACAAGUGGGAUUUACAUAAUAUUGUGACACAAGUUGAUUUUUAUCUGAAAAAUUUAUUCAAAUGAACAAAUAUGGUUACUAUUAAAAUUAAAUAUGAAAACACGUAUGUUUAGAUGACAAAGAAAGACAUUUAGUUAUAUUAUUUAAAAUAAAAUAUCUUCAAAAUUUCAAUAUAUUGAGAUUCCGGCAGAAAUAUUAAUUAACAUUACAGUUAUAUUUGUGAAAUAAUCUAUUUAAAUGAAGUAGGUUAUUGAAAAUUUGAAAGACUCAUAAAAAAAAUAUGAAUAAGAAAAGGUAUAAUCUAUAUUACAGGAAAUUAUUUAUUAAAAAAAAAACGUUUAUAAAUUAUGGAGUACGAAUCGAGAUAUAUGUUCAGAAAACAUAAAAAGUUUAUAAUAAAGUAUAUUGCUCAAUUAAAUUCGAUAAAGGAAUCAAAAUAAAAUUGAAACAGUAAAAGUUUUUGUUUAGAUAAUGGAUUCGAUAAUUCGGGAAAUUUUCUUGCUGGAUUUUUACGAAGACUAAAAUAGAAAUCUCUCUGUUCUAUAGAGGUGAAUGUGCAACAAAGACAGUGUUCUUAAAUUUAUAUUCUCUAUAAUUGAACACCAUUGGACAUUUUCAGUGACUUUUACGUGUCAAUAUUAUUGAACUGAAACUCAUUUUUGAUCAUUAUCUAAUUGAUAAACAAACAGAAUUUUAUUGUUUUUUAUAAAGAAUCUUGCGAUUUUUCUUCAUUAUAUAUAUUCAUAUAAACUUAAAUUCGAAAUCGUUUGUAGUUUAAAAUAAAAGGAAGUGUUUCUGUUAUCUUCCGAACUUAAUUCAGUUCCUCUCAACUGUUCUGUGUAUGUUGAGACAAAUUGCCAUGAUAUUAAAAACUAACUUGU